GGGUUUAAAUCCACUGCAGCAUCUAGUGGAGAGCAUCUUUCUGCAUUCUGUUCUCUCGUUCGCCUGCUUGUUUUCUUCUCUCACGCGCUCUCACACACUCCCUCUGUUUCUCUCACACUCUCCCUCCCUCCCUCUCUCCCUCUCUCUCUCUCUCUCCUCUCCCGCGUCACCACUGUUCUCGUUAACAGAGUCCCAGUCUGUCUGUCUGAGCACAGAUCGCCUAGGCUACUCUCCGAAGAGCAGCGCACACCGGCUGUAGGCUCGCGCAGAGACACACACACACACACCGCACACACAUACACGCACAGGCACGCGUGGGGCACGCAGACACACACACUCGCACACGCGUGGAAGCUUCUCUCCGGCCGGCAGACACCGACACAGACCCUCAGAUCAGCAUGGACGCCCUGAGGAAAGGCUUUUCCAUCGCCAGGGAGGGGGUGGUGGCAGCCGCGGAAAAGACCAAAGAGGGUCUGGAGGAGGCAGCUGCCAAGACCAAGGAGGGGGUCAUGUAUGUGGGUACAAAGACAAAGGAAGGAGUGGUCUCCGGGGUAAAUACAGUGUCUCAGAAAACAACCGAACAGGCGAAUAUCGUGGGAGAAGCGGCGGUUACCGGUGCCAACGAAAUGUCCCAGAAAACAGUGGAGGGGGUGGAGAACGUGGCGCUCUCCACCGGACUGGUCAAUCCGGAUGGAGCUGUCACUGAGGGGAACCUGACCCACCCUGAGGGAGCUGUGGAGCAGGCAGGAGAAGCAGGACAGUAGGGAUAUUAGUCCAUUGUCCAGGGACCAGCAGCGACCCCCCCCCGGCCCCCCAAGUUGCUGCAAGGAGUGCCCAUGGCAGCAGCUCAGACCACCCAACUGCCCCACCCCAUCACACCCCACCACACCCCUGCCCCCAUACCCAAAACAACACCAGCCCCGGACAUCUCCUGGCUAAUAUUAUUCACGGCUUAAUGGAAACCAAAUUUGGAAAGGACUCCAUGCCCAGCCCCCUCCCUCUCACAAUCUGCCCAUACAUUAAUUCCUCCGCUACCCUCCCUUCCUACCUACCCAUCUGCCCCCAUCACCAAAAACACGGCCCCCCCUCCCGAACAGGACGGUGUUUGUCUGCAGUCCCCGCGCAUUGGCCCCGCCCAUCCGGUCAGAGAGACGUACACACCCGAUAACCAGUUUGUGUAACUCUUGUCGUCUUAGAAGUGCAGAAAUGUAAAGACUUAACCGGUAGUGUGCACGUUAAUACGUUAAUGAAUAAUGUAACGCCUGUACUAAUGCAGUAACGUUAGAUGUCCUCAUACAGUAAUAGUCUGCUUUACAAGGUUUUCUGAACAAGGCCUGUGUUACCUAACAGUUUGUUAUCUAACACCCACCCCCCACCACCGCACCUGCAUAUACCCCCCUCCCCCCCCACCCCACCCCACCCCACCCCACCCCACCCCACCCCAACCCACACAGUGUGGAUACCCAGGUUUGGGAAACUAAGGGGUAUAAAAAUCUCCCAUUAAGUCACCUGUCCCUGUUUUUCAACACAGACACCUGAGAGAGGGCUGUAGCGCCACUCGUGCCCAGAGAAAGAGGGGAGCCACCCGUACUGCUGGGACCACAACCCGCCGACCAUAUAAGCCAAUGGGAAACAGUUACAAGGAAAGCGGGUGUAAGAUCUGACUCUGGCUGAUAGUUGCCAGGCUGUCAGAGUGCAGUGUGUUCAUCCCAGUGGUGGGUGGGGAUGCAUGUGGAUUAACUCAGCUAACAAAGUGUCUCCAGCGUUGUCAAUCUGCCCCCCCCCCCCCAUAAUCUCAGCCCCUACCUCCACCCUAUCAUUCAGCACCCAACCGUCACCCAGCCUUGUGUCUGCUUAAAGUGACUAGAACAGGUCUUUUAAAGUACAGCAGUGUUAUUUCUUUGAAGCCAAUGGAAACCGAAGACUGCAUGUUGCCUUAUCAGCAAUUGUAUGUUUGUCCUUUCACUGACACAUGCACUGACACACACAAAUACAUAAACACACAAACAUGCUCAAGCCCAUGUACACAUGUAUAAUACAUACACAGACACCCACACAAACUCAGGUCAACACUCACAUGCACAGUACACAUGCACACAUGCACGCAUCCACGCAUGCACACACUCACACAUGCACACACGCACAAACACAUGCACACAAAUAUGCUCACAUAUACAUGCACACACUCACACAUGCACACACGCACAAACACAUGCACACAAAUAUGCUCACAUAUACAUGCACUCACAACAUUUAUAAGUUGGCAUCAAAGCAGACGGCUGAUUUUAUAAACUGUAAAACUAAAAAUAAAGACAAUUUUGUUGAAAUCCAAA
Messenger RNA from Conger conger (European conger), 2333 nucleotides. It is a transcript of the gene sncga, whose product is annotated as synuclein, gamma a. The transcript has 6 exons. The record is from RefSeq and is a predicted model, not a curated record. Gene Ontology annotation, cellular component: cytoplasm; neuronal cell body; axon terminus. Gene Ontology annotation, molecular function: cuprous ion binding. The coding region runs from base 399 to 764 and encodes 121 amino acids. Gene Ontology annotation, biological process: chemical synaptic transmission; synapse organization; synaptic vesicle endocytosis. Lineage: Eukaryota; Metazoa; Chordata; Actinopteri; Anguilliformes; Congridae.